This is a messenger RNA of Capsicum annuum, 3221 nucleotides long. RefSeq names its product G-type lectin S-receptor-like serine/threonine-protein kinase At4g27290. The record is from RefSeq and is a predicted model, not a curated record. Gene Ontology annotation, molecular function: protein serine/threonine kinase activity; ATP binding. Bases 314 to 2821 code for a protein of 835 amino acids. The transcript is spliced from 7 exons. NCBI's taxonomy places the organism in Eukaryota, Viridiplantae, Streptophyta, Magnoliopsida, Solanales, Solanaceae. Gene Ontology annotation, biological process: protein phosphorylation; recognition of pollen.
UUGACUUAGAGGGCUUUUUUGAAAAAUGAUUUUUUUUUAAUGUUUAUUUAAUUUCAACUUUUCAACAUGCUAACACAGAUUAAUGAUUUUUGAUAUAUUUGAUAUAUAAUCAUAAAGAUUCAAAUAUGUUUUUUUUUUUAAUUAUAUGAAAUUAAGUGUCAAGUUAAAAUAGGCUAAGCUAAACAAAUUGAAACACACAAUCAAAAAUUCACAAACGUAAGUGGAAAUGAAAACAAGUAGUCAUGUCAUCUAUAUUAUUAUUCCUCUUUAUGCAGUAUAGUGAUGGUAGGACUUUGAUAGGGAAUUACAAAGCAUGAAGCACUUAUUUAAGGAAGAUGUUUUUUCUUACAUAUUCAUCAUGCUCAUCUUCUUGUCUUCCAUCUGCCGAUGUUUUGGUGUUACGUCAGAUGCAAUAACUACGGCCCAUUUUCUCAAAGAUGGCGAGGACAACGUUGUUGUUUCAGGUGGUGGAAUCUACGAACUGGGAUUCUUCAGUCCAGGCAAUUCCAAAAAUCGAUACGUGGGUAUGUGGUACAAGAACAUACCUGUUAGGAAAGUUGUGUGGGUAGCCAACAGAGAAGCACCUCUGACCAGUAGAGCUGGUAUCUUGAAGGUCGUUGAGCCAGGCAUUCUUGUCCUUGUCAAUGGAACUAAUAAUGUUGUGUGGUCAACUAAUACAUCGAGAUCUGUGCAGAAUCCCAUUGCACAGUUGCUGGAUUCCGGGAAUCUUGUUGUGAAACAAGCUGGUGAUGAGAAUUUCCUUUGGCAGAGUUUUGAUCACCCAACUAAUAGAGUUUUUGCAGGCGUGAAGCUCGGUUGGAACUUUGUAACAGGCAGAGAGGUGUACCUGUCGUCAUGGAAGAAUGAAGAGGAUCCAGCUCCCGGUGAUUAUACAUAUCGUUGUGAUCCUACUGGAUAUCCACAGAACUUCCUGAAGAAGGGCUCAAAUGUGAUAUAUCGCUCUGGACCAUGGAAUGGUCUUGGCUUUGGUGGGCUAACAAACUCAAGAUAUGGUACUUUCUAUAGAUAUGAAAUAGUCUCAACUAAUACAGAGGUGUACUUUCGAACUUACCUCACACCUAAAGUUAUCGCAAUGUUGAUACUAAAUCCAAACGGCAUCCUACAACUUUUGACUUGGGUUGAUGGAGAACAGGCUUGGGUCCCUUUCUUCAUAAUACCAGGAGAUAACUGUGAUACAUAUAACUUGUGUGGCUCAUAUGGUAGCUGCAACAGUAAUGAUUUUCCCGUGUUAUGUGGAUGCUUGGACAAAUUUGUGCCAAAGAAUAGUGAAGCUUGGAACAAGGCAGACUGGUCAGGUGGAUGUGUUCGGAGAACUCAACUAAAUUGCUCUCAAGGAGACGUAUUUCUGAAGUAUUCACAACUCAAAGUUCCAGACACACGGAAAUCCUGGUCCAAUGUGACUAUGACACUAGAAGAAUGCAAGAAUAUCUGCUCUAAAAAUUGCUCUUGUAUGGCUUACUCAAAUACCGACAUACGCGACGGAGGAAGUGGAUGCUUAUUGUGGUUCAACGAUCUGCUUGACAUUCGGCAGGUACCCAAAGGAGGGCUAGAUAUCUACAUUAGAGUCGCUGCUUCUGAUUCAGAUGAUAGUCUGGAGCAAUCGAAUGGAAAGAAAGGAAAAACACUUAUCAGGAUUCUGGCAACAUCAGUUGGUGUCAUUCUAGCAAUCCUUAGCAUGCUGAUCUAUCAUAGAAGAAGGAAAAAGGUUUUAGAGCUCAAAAAGAAAGGAAGGUUGGGACACAGUGACGAUUGCGCUGAAGAAUUGGAAAUACCGUUGUUUGACUUAUCUACCAUAGAAAAGGCUACCAAUAACUUCUCAAUAGACGUAAAGAUUGGUGAGGGGGGCUUUGGACCAGUUUACAAGGGAAUGCUUGAAGGACAGGAAAUAGCUGUCAAGCGUCUGUCUAGAACUUCCACACAAGGAGAACAUGAAUUCAUGAAUGAAGUUUUAUAUAUUGCAAAACUUCAGCAUAGGAAUCUGGUGAAGAUUAUUGGCUGCUGCAUUGAAGGAGGAGAAAAAAUGUUGAUCUAUGAGUACUUGCCAAACGGGAGUCUUGAUUCGUUUAUCUUUGAUAUUUUGUUAAUGGCCAAACAAAAUUUGACAGAUGAUACACAAAACAAGGUACUAGACUGGCCUAAGCGAUUUCACAUCAUCAACAGUAUAGCUCGGGGACUUUUGUAUCUGCAUCAAGAUUCUCAAUUGAGAAUAAUUCACAGAGACCUGAAAGCUAACAACAUUCUGCUAGACAAGGACAUGAAUCCAAAGAUAUCAGAUUUCGGUUUGGCAAAAAUAUGUGAAGAGGAUGACAUUGGAGCCAAGACAAACCGAGUUGUUGGAACAUACGGGUACCUCUCACCAGAAUAUGCAUCGCAUGGGCUAUACUCAGUGAAAUCAGAUGUAUUUAGUUUUGGUAUCUUAGUACUGGAAAUUGUGAGUGGCAAAAGCAACAGAAGAUUUUCUCAUCCAGACCAUUCCCUUAACCUACUCGGACACGCAUGGAAAAUCUAUAAAGAAGGUAGGUCGAUAGAACUGCUUGAUGAACGCUUAAGUGAUACUUGUUCAAGAUCAGAGGUGGUACGAUCAAUCUGUGUUGGUCUAUUAUGUGUCCAACAAUGUCCUGAAGAUCGUCCAAGUAUGUCGUCUGUGGUUUUCAUGUUAAACAAUGAAGGUGUAUUGCCACAGGCCAAACAACCCGGUUUUUACAUAGAACGAAAUACAAAGGAAGUGGAAUUCUCUUCUAAUCAACAUGCAAAUGUAACAGUGAGUGAGACGCCCAUCACAAUAUUAGAUGUCAGGUAGUCAAUGGCGGAGGCAUGAUUUUCAUCAAGGGGAUUAAAUAAAAGAAGUAAACACGCGAAAAUUAUAGGAUGAUAAAUGGAGGGGGCAACAAGGGACAAAACUAUCCUUAAGCCCACUAAAUUAUAACUCGUCUUAUCAUGCCUCUUUUACAUUUCUUCCACUUUUUCCCUGCUCCGUCGAGCUCUUCUUAAAAUUUCUUUAAUUAUUUGUAGCACAGUACCUGUACGAUAAGCUUGCAACAUGCUCUCAUAGGCCAUUGGGUGUUUACACCAAAUUCAACUACUUCAAUGCAUAUCAAGUAUUUGUUGGUUUGUUAUAUAACCUUCUUUUAGUUGAGGCAUGACAGUUGUGUUAUGUAUGUACUUAUUGAUUUGAUGUAAAUAUUAAAUGCAUAUAAGUA